AUGGUGGAUAAGAAGAAGGAGGAGCGAAGCUUGGCGUCAAUAUCAAAUAGCAUGUUCGCUGCUCAACAACAUCAUCCGCCACACAUUCAACCACCGUACGGAUAUGCAAAUCAAAUGCAGCAAUAUUGGUAUCCGCCAAUGUAUAUGCCACCAUCUCAAUAUCCUUAUCCGUCAGCAAAUUAUCAACAUCAGCUACCACAUUAUCAAUAUCCACCCAUGGGUGGACCACAAAGUGUCUCUGUGCCGCCAUAUUUACCGGCGCCCAAUUCACAACAACCACCAAAAAAUCGUCGCACUGAAACUGUUACAACAAACAGUUUGGAGAAAUCUGCAAGAGCUGAAGCAAGUAACAAGUCCGAUCUGCCUAAAGAUGAAGCACACAAAAUUGCUCGCCGUAAGAUAAUUGAUUCGAUGAAGAAUUUAUACAGUUCGUCAUCGGAAGAUGAACCCCAACUAUCACCAGAUCCACCAUCAUUUGAAAUGACAGAUAUUGAAGAUAAUAAUGAAGCACAGACGAACCUUGAAGCAAGUGGAAGCAAUUUGCCGCAUACAAUUGCACCAGAUGCAAAAAAGCGUAAGCACAGUUCACCUGGUGAAGUCGUUCCAGCCAAGCACUUAAAGAUGUCAACGAAAACUAAUCGGAAGAAUCUCAAAACAUCCGAAGAUGGGGGUGCGGGUCAACAGACAUCAUCCGUCAAUC
Contarinia nasturtii (swede midge) is the source of this 700-nucleotide messenger RNA. RefSeq names its product early nodulin-75-like. The record is from RefSeq and is a predicted model, not a curated record. The transcript has a single exon. The annotation marks the transcript as partial. NCBI's taxonomy places the organism in Eukaryota, Metazoa, Arthropoda, Insecta, Diptera, Cecidomyiidae.